Manacus vitellinus (golden-collared manakin) is the source of this 1849-nucleotide messenger RNA. RefSeq names its product forkhead box O3 (gene FOXO3). Lineage: Eukaryota; Metazoa; Chordata; Aves; Passeriformes; Pipridae. Gene Ontology annotation, cellular component: nucleus; mitochondrial matrix. The coding region runs from base 119 to 1438 and encodes 439 amino acids. Gene Ontology annotation, biological process: regulation of transcription by RNA polymerase II. Gene Ontology annotation, molecular function: RNA polymerase II cis-regulatory region sequence-specific DNA binding; DNA-binding transcription factor activity, RNA polymerase II-specific. The record is from RefSeq and is a predicted model, not a curated record. The transcript has 3 exons.
UGCCUCUAAUGACUGCGAACUGUUUCUGGAAGUUAGGAAUUCGAUCCGGCACAACUUGUCACUCCACAGCCGAUUCGUGAGGGUGCAGAAUGAAGGCACUGGGAAAAGCUCUUGGUGGAUGAUCAAUCCAGAUGGUGGAAAAGGCGGCAAGGCACCCCGGAGACGUGCUGUGUCCAUGGACAACAGCAACAAGUACACCAAGAGCAGAGGGCGGGCGGCUAAGAAAAAGGCAGCCCUGCAGACCGCCCAGGAAACAAGUGAGGACAGCCCUUCUCAGCUCUCCAAGUGGCCAGGGAGUCCCACAUCCCGCAGCAGUGACGAGCUGGAUGCAUGGACAGAUUUUCGCUCCCGUACAAAUUCAAAUGCCAGUACGAUCAGUGGCCGCUUGUCACCAAUUUUGGCAAGCACUGAACUAGAUGAUGUUCAAGAUGACGAUGCUCCACUUUCUCCCAUGCUGUACAGUAGUCCAUCGAGCUUGUCCCCAUCGGUAAACAAACCAUGUACUGUGGAGUUGCCUAGGUUGACUGAUAUGGCUGGGACAAUGAACUUGAAUGAUGGACUGACAGAUAACCUCAUGGAUGAUCUCUUGGACAAUAUAACACUCCCUCCCUCCCAGCAGUCACCCACAGGAGGGAUAAUGCAGAGAAGCUCCAGUUUUCCUUAUGGUUCCAAAGGUUCAGGGCUGGGUUCCCCGUCAAGUAGUUUCAACAACGCUGUGUUCGGGCCGUCGUCUCUGAAUUCCCUCCGCCAGUCGCCCAUGCAGACAAUUCAGGAGAACAAGCAGGCCACCUUCUCUUCCAUUUCUCAUUACAACAACCAGACGCUGCAGGAUCUUCUUGCCUCUGAUGCACUUAGUCACAGCGAUGUCAUGAUGACACAGUCUGACCCACUCAUGUCACAAGCCAGCACAGCUGUGUCUGCCCAGAAUUCCCGCAGAAAUAUAAUGCUCCGCAACGACCCUAUGAUGUCGUUUGCUGCACAGUCCAGCCAGGGUGGUCUGGUCAAUCAGAACCUGUCACAUCACCAGCACCAGUCCCAUAACUCCUCUCUUAGUGGCAGCCGUGCCUUGUCCAAUUCCAUCAGUAACAUAGGCUUAAGUGACUCCAACAGCUUGGGAUCCACCAAACAUCAGCAGUCGCCUGUCAAUCAGUCUAUGCAAACACUUUCUGACCCGCUGUCAGGCUCCUCUUUGUACUCUUCUAGUGUGAACCUCCCGGUCAUGGGACAUGAGAAAUUCCCAAGUGACUUGGACCUGGAUAUUUUCAAUGGGAGCCUGGAGUGUGACAUGGAGUCCAUUAUCCGCAGUGAACUCAUGGAUGCCGAUGGGCUGGAUUUUAACUUUGAUUCCCUCAUCUCAGCUCAGAAUGUUGUCAGUCUGAAUGUGGGGAACUUCACUGGUGCUAAACAGGCUUCAUCACAGAGUUGGGUGCCAGGCUGAAGGAUCUUUGAGAGCAGGGAAAAUGGGCAAACAGGCCCUCAAACUGACACGAGAUGUAGAGAGAGAACCCUUUGCCAAAUCUGCUGUCAGCAAGUGGACAGUGAUACUGUUUACAGCUUACAACCUUUGUGAACCCUGCAUUAUUUUCCUAAUGAAGCAGACUGUUAAUAGGCCCCUUACCGGAGUGAAGAUCCUACUUUUUUUUUUACUUUUUUUUUUCUUCCCCUCCUCUUUUUGUUGGAAAUUGAACUCAUUCUGAAGUAUGCAAAAUCUUCCUUUUCUGGGAUGGCCAAGCACCUGCUGUGGAGACAAUGUUCAGCACCAUCCUGUUGAGAACACACUGUGUAACCUUUUACAGUAGUUAUUUGUCAAUGAGUAUGUGGUGUUUCAAUAUAUUAAUGGUUUAUGGGA